AACACAAACUCGUCACUAUACACAAACAUGAAGGUAUUACAAAUCUCACUUAUUUUGUGGGUUAUAAUUUUACUAUCUUCGUGUUCCGCAGAGGAGAGCUGUAGUUUACAGUCAGAAAAGGUUGCAGAUAGUGAUAUCCGUCACUGUUCACAAAAGAAGAGUGAAGAUAUAGGUAUAACUGAAAAUGAACGCAGAAUAUUGCUAAUAGGCCGGACUGGAGUCGGUAAAAGUACUACUGGAAACACAAUACUGGGGAGUGACGUUUUUCAUGCAGACACUUCGGGCGAGUCAGUCACGAGAAAGACGGAAUAUGCGCGCUCACUGCGUUACGGGAGAAAUCUUUUAGUUGUUGACACUCCGGGAUUGUUUGAUACAAGUAUACCUAAUAAUGAAACUAUGAAAGAAAUUGCACAAUGUUAUAGCCAAACAGCUCCGGGUUUACAUGCUAUUAUUUUUGUUACUGAGCUCGAGAUUGGACGUUUCACCAAACAAGAAAAAGAUACAUUUGACUUUUUUCUCACUCAUCUUGGAAAAGAGGUCAUUGAUUACAUGAUUGUAGCUUUUACUGGAAAAGAUAGACUAGAUCAUAAAAAACGUACAAUUAAGCAGUUUGUUUCCAAUUUAAAAGAUGAGUCGGAUCUUAGGUGGUUGUUGAAUCGGACCGAAUACCGAUAUACAGCGUUUGGAUAUGGCGGUAAUCGUGCUGAUCGUGAGGCAGAAGUUAUCGAACUUCUUGAAAUGGUUGACGACCUUGUCAAAGAAAACGACGGGAAAUAUUAUACAAAUGACAUGUAUGAAAUAAAUGAGAAAGUAUUAAAAUAA
Molecule: messenger RNA, 822 nt
Organism: Mytilus trossulus (common blue mussel)
Lineage: Eukaryota; Metazoa; Mollusca; Bivalvia; Mytilida; Mytilidae
Product: GTPase IMAP family member 4-like
Exons: 3
Coding region: 28-822 (264 amino acids)
Molecular function (GO): GTP binding
Source: RefSeq, a predicted model, not a curated record